UAGUCUCAGUGAAAAUCUUCAAGUGAUUCAAGUGAGAAAGUGGGUGCCGUGGAUUCCGACGUCUGGCAAUUGAAGUGAAUAUCUUGAUGAUUAGAAGCGAUAAGAGGACAAUUAGUAACAAAAUAAAAGCAUUUAAUCAGUCAAAAUCCAAAUGUCGCAUUUAAUACGCAUUCUGUUAUCAAGACCACAAUCGCGACAUGCCAGACGUUCUUUGACGACAUCUGUAACGUUUCACAAAAAUAAAGGAUUAGAAGAUGAAAACCAUCCGUUAACGAGAACUUUGAAUAUUUUAAAGAAUGACAUGAAAAAGGUGAAAGAUUUCUUUCUCCCAAAUAAUAGGACCAAUAAAGUUCCCGAAAUCACAGAAACUUCGACAUUGAAUAACAAUAAAAAACAUUUUAGAGGGGAAAAAGAAAGAUCACCUGAGGAUGUGUUUCAAACGCAUUGCGAUGUUUUGGUUAUAGGCGGUGGAGGCGUAGGUUCAUCUGUGGCUUUUUGGCUAAAAGAAAAAGCUCGAGAUGGUCUAAAUGUUGUGGUGGUAGAACGCGACCCAACGUACGCGCGUGCCUCUACAGUUCUCUCAGUAGGUGGUUUACGGCAACAAUUUUCUUUGCCUGAAAACAUACAAAUGUCUCUAUUUGGCGCUGAAUUUAUGCGUGAAAUUAAAGAUUAUUUAGGUGAUGUAGAACUAAAUUUCACACCUCAUGGCUAUCUCACGUUGGCUUCUGAACAGGGCGCCGAAACUCUUAAACGUAAUUCGAGAUUGCAAAAUGAAUUGGGGGCUCGUAAUGAACUCUUAAACGCUGUACAACUGAAAAAUAAAUUUCCUUGGAUUUCCACGGAAGGCAUAGUUUUAGGGUGCCAUGGUUUGGAACAAGAGGGUUGGUUUGACCCGUGGGCCUUGCUGAUGGGUUACAGGCGCAAAGCCAAAGAACUGGGCGCUCACUUUGUACACGGGGAAGUAGUUGAUUUUGAAUUUCAAGAAAAUUCUGAAGUGAUUAUACAUGGAAAUAUAGAAGGGGAAUAUCAGGCGCUGGAUAAAGCCAUAAUUCAAACGCCUGACGGUAAAAGGCGAUCUGUUAAAUUUGCGAUUUGCGUAGUAGCGGCUGGUGCACAUUCAGGAGAAGUAGCCAAGUUAGCUCGUAUUGGUACCGGAAAAAAGAGUGUACUUCAGAUUGCUUUGCCAGUGGUACCUAGAAAACGUUAUGUAUACGUUAUAAACACUCAAGGCGACAAUGCUCCCGGACUAUGCACACCCUUAACCAUAGAUCCUGAUGGCACCUACUUUAGAAGAGAUGGAUUAGCUGGAAAUUACCUCUGCGGUCGUAGUCCAAACAGCGACCAAGAACCUGCCACUGAUAACUUAGACGUAGAUCACUCAUAUUUCGAAACAAACGUUUGGCCCACGUUAGCAAGACGUUGUAAAGCGUUUGAGUCCGCUAAGGUUGUAAGUAGUUGGGCCGGUUUUUAUGAGUACAAUGUAUACGAUGAAAACGGCAUAAUAGGGCCCCAUCCUUAUUAUAGCAAUCUGCUAAUAGCUACAGGAUUUAGUGGGCAUGGCAUACAACAUACCCCCGCUGUAGGCAGAGCAAUAUGUGAACUAAUUAUUGACGGCAGAUUCCGUACCAUAGAUUUAACACGUUUAUGUUUCGAUCGAAUUAUUAUUGAUCGGCCCAUGCUAGAAACCAAUAUUGUCUAGCACUAAUUGCUUCGCCAAGUCCAUUAAAAUUUUUGUUGCAAUAAUUUACCGUUUUCAUAUAUUGAAUAAUAUUUAAAUACAAGAUUUUAUUUAUUU
This is a messenger RNA of Glossina fuscipes, 1795 nucleotides long. It is a transcript of the gene l(2)37Bb, whose product is annotated as FAD-dependent oxidoreductase domain-containing protein 1. Gene Ontology annotation, molecular function: oxidoreductase activity. The transcript is spliced from 3 exons. Lineage: Eukaryota; Metazoa; Arthropoda; Insecta; Diptera; Glossinidae. The coding region runs from base 152 to 1699 and encodes 515 amino acids. The record is from RefSeq and is a predicted model, not a curated record. Gene Ontology annotation, cellular component: cytoplasm.